Molecule: messenger RNA, 1355 nt
Organism: Williopsis jadinii
Lineage: Eukaryota; Fungi; Ascomycota; Saccharomycetes; Phaffomycetales; Wickerhamomycetaceae
Gene: MMM1
Product: ERMES complex subunit MMM1
Exons: 1
Coding region: 117-1352 (411 amino acids)
Biological process (GO): mitochondrion organization
Cellular component (GO): ERMES complex; endoplasmic reticulum
Molecular function (GO): lipid binding
Source: RefSeq, a predicted model, not a curated record
UCCUUCUGCUCGCUGCUUGUGCGCUCCGACAAAAAUGAAGAAAAUACCGUACAACACUGAAUUACUCCCAGACAGGUGCAUCUCCUUAGAACUGAAACACCGCCAAUUGGCUAAUAAUGGACGUGAAAGUGCAAGAUAACGACAACCCGACAACAGUGGUCAUCCAGGAAGGUGCCCAGGCCACGCUGAUCACGCUGGAUGAGUACCUCAACAAGGCACUGCCCUUACAUUUGCAGAAGCAGCUACUGCAGACACAAUCGUCGAGCAGUUGGUCGUUUACCCAGGGUUUACUGGUUGGUCAAUUGAGCGUUAUCGUGGUGAUUAUAUUCUUCCUCAAGUUCUUUGUCUUCAGUGAAACAAAGGCGAACUCGGACUCGUUGAAGGACUCGAAGAAGAACCCCAUUGUGAAGAAGAUCGAUGCCUCAUCCACGAAUGACUUGGAACAGAGAAUGGAGGCCAUCAAUUCGAUCCUGGAGAAGACGUACUAUAACGUUGAGACACACUCGCCUGAGUCCCUGGACUGGUUUAACGUGCUGAUUGCUCAAACAAUCAGCCAGUUCAGAACUGAAGCGUUGAGCUCCGAUAACAUUGUUCAUUCUCUAAACGAUGCAUUGACAAAGGCACCAUUGCCAGACUUCUUGGAUAAGAUCAAGAUAACGGAGAUUGACAUUGGUGAUGAUUACCCAAUCUUUUCAAACUGUCGUAUAAGGAAGAAUCCUCAAAAUCUGAGCAAUCUACAAGCGAUGAUCGACGUUGAUUUGGCUGAUACUCUAACAUUGGGAAUCGAGACAAACCUGUUGUUGAACUCUCCAAAGCCUUUGACUGCCAUCUUACCGGUGCAGCUGAGUGUAUCAAUCGUGAGAUUCUCGGGUUGCUUGACGGUUUCCUUAAUAACAGUAGGGGAAAACUCGGAUGUUGAGAGCUUGGAAGGCAAAGGAACAGCUCUAAUGUUCAACUUUGCACCUGAUUUCCGUUUGGAGUUUAACGUGAAAUCACUAAUUGGAUCCCGUUCUAAGCUGGAAAAUGUUCCAAAGAUCGGUAGUAUCAUAGAGACAAGGUUGAAAAGCUGGUUCAUCGAGAGAUGUGUCGAACCAAGAUCGCAAGUUGUUAGACUACCAAGUAUGUGGCCAAGAAGUAAAAACGUUAGACAGCAAACUACGCCUGCUGCUGCUACUGCUACUACUGCUACUGCUACUACUGCUGCUACUACUGCUGCUACUACUGCUGCUACCGUUAAUACUACGGCAACUGUUCCACAGACUACGUCCCAGGCAACACCAGUACAAUCAACAACUACAUCAAGCAUAAAGCCAACUACUUCAACACCUACAGAUUCGGAUAUACAAGAUUGAGAA